AUGAUAUUAUUCACUAGCCUGCUGAGGAGGGGACUCUGUGUGAAACCAUUCUGGAACCAUCGUUACCAAAACGCUUCGGUGGUAUUACUGAAUGAGGUUGUAUUGUGAGUAUGCAUACCAAAUACACUUUUCUUUAAAGCUAGUUACAGUACAAAGACAUGGCAACAGCUAGCUGGCAAUGAUUGUAUGGACUAUGGACAACCAAAUACUUGGUCGUGUUAAAUAGCUAGCUGACGUUAGCUAUAUGGCUUAUCAACAGACCUCCAGGACUCUGCAUCUAUUCUAACUAUGCUCUUCUAUUUCUGGUACCCUCACUCAUCUGGUGCUCUUUCUCUAUCUUGUAGCAUGACUGCAUUGUCAGACUUGGAGCCUGUUAAAAAGAGACUGCGGGUUGAAGUUGGCCUCCCAUCACCUGUCAACUCAAGGAGCCCUCUUUCAUUGGCUUUCAAAGGUAACACUCCCUGAGCAGGGAAGAUAAAUCAUUCUCUGCAUAAUCUGACUGGAGGUUUUUAUCUCCAGUUCAGUUUGAGUUUGAUGUGUAUAUAUAUUUUAAUGUUGCUGAUAGAUUGUAGCUUCCAUCAAUGUAAUUGUGUAUUAAUAUAUAUAUAUAUAUACAUACAUUACCAGUCAAAAGUUUGGACACACCUACUCAUUCAAGGGUUUUUCUUUAUUUUUACUAUUUUUUACAUUGUACAAUAAUAGUGAAGACAUGAAAACUAUGAAAUAACACAUAUGGAAUCAUGUAGUAACCAAAAAAGUGUUAAACAAAUCAAAAAUAUAUUUUAUAUUUGAGAUUCUUCAAAUAGCCACCAUUUGCCUUGAUGACAGCUUUGCACACUCUUGGCAUUCUCUCAACCAGCUUCUUGAAGUAGUCACCUGGAAUGCAUUUCAAUUAACAGGUGUGCCUUCUUAAAAGUUAAUCUGUGGAAUUUCUUUCCUUCUUAAUGCAUUUGAGCCAAUCAGUUGUGUUGUGACAAGGUAGGGGGGUAUACAGAAGAUAGCCCUAUUUGGUAAAAGACCAAGUCCAUAUUAUGGCAAGAACAGCUCAAAUAAGCAAAGAGACACAACAGUCCAUCAUAACUUUAAGACAUGAAGGUCAGUCAAUACAGAAAAUGUCAAGAACUUUGAAAGUUUCUUCAAGUGCAGUCGCAAAAACCAUCAAGCGCUAUGAUGAAACUGGCUCUCAUGAGGACAGCCACAGGAAAGGAAGACCCAGAGUUACUUCUGCUGCAGAGGAUAAGUUCAUUAGAGUUACCAGCCUCAGAAAUUGCAGCCCAAAUAAAUGCUUCACAGAGUUCAAGUAACAGACACAUCUCAACAUCAACUUUUCAGAGGGGACUGUGUGAAUCAGGCCUUCAUGGUCGAAUUGCUGCAAAGAAACAUUACUAAAGGACACCAAUAAGAAUACACCUGCUUGGGCCGAGCAAUGGACAUUUGCGUUUGCUAAUCCAAGUUUAUCAUUUUAAAAGGCUAAUUGAUCAUUAGAAAACCCUUUUGCAAUUAUGUUAGCACAGCUGAAAAAUGUUGUGCUGAUUUAAAGAAGCAAUAAAACUGGCCUUCUUGAGACUAAUUGAGUAUCUGGAGCAUCAGCAAUUGUGGGUUCGAUUACAGGCUCAAAAUGGCCAGAAACAAAUAACUUUCUUCUGAAACUUGUCAGUCUAUUCUUGUUCUGAGAAAUUAAGGCUAUUCCAUGCGAGAAAUUGCCAAGAAACUGAAGAUCUCGUACAGCGCUGUGUACUACUCUCUUCACAGAACAGCGCAAACUGGCUCUAACCAGAAUAGAAAGAGGAGUGGGAGGCCCCGGUGCACAACUGAGCAAGAGGACAAAUACAUUAGAGUGUCUAGUUUGAGAAACAGACGCCUCACACGUCCUCAACUUGCAGCUUCAUUAAAUAGUACCCGCAAAACACCAGUCUCAAUGUCAACAGUGAAGAGGCGACUCCAGGAUGCUGACCUAGGCAGAGUUGCAAAGAAAACGUCCAGUGUCUGUGUGCUUUUGCCCAUCUGAAUCUUUUCUUUUUAUUGGCAAGUCUGAGAUAUGGCUUUUUCUUUGCAACUCUGCCUAGGUCAGCAUCCCGGAGUCGCCACUUCACUGUUGACAUUGAGUCCACCUUUGUGCAAUCUUAAGUGUCAAAUGAUACAUACCCCCAAAAAUCCAUUUUAAUUCCAGGUUGUAAGGCAACAAAAUAGGAAAAAUGCCAAGGGGGGGUGAAAACUUUCGCAAGCAACUUUAUCAGUUCAUAAACCAUAUGCGAUGGAAUCGGUACAUCGAAAAUCUCUUCCAAACUAUUUUGCAAUCUAUUUGCCACAGCUGCCCAUUUUUUGGUCCAUAAAUGAAACUGGUAUAUAUAUAUAUAUAUAUAUAUAUAUAUAUAUAUAUAAUUUUUUUUUAUAUAUCACAAUUUUCUUUAAGCAAUUUUGGUCUUUAAUGCAGGGCCGACAGACAACUUCCUUACUUUUCCCCCUUCCACUUGCCUCUUCCAUUUUUGUGGUAAUGCUGCAAUUAGUUGGUUGUAAUUUUGAGUAGAGCAGACAUUUCCAUAUAUUUUUGUUAGCUGCAUGCGUGACAUAACUCCACCAUUUUGGGUACAGCAGACAUGUCCAUAUAUUUGUGUUAUUUUUGUUGUUUGAUGUGUUUGCGGUAUAUAUUGAUAUAUUGCCUAUAUUGAGUGUAGCCUAUGACUUACCAAUCAAGUUAUGAUCCAAGUUGAUUCUCAUUCUGUCUUUUGUGUCCUUUCCCUUAGCAAGUUCAAAAGAGGCAAGCCUACACGCAAUGGAAGGGCAGCAGCAUGGUGCCAAAGCAACAUCUCUUAGUCAGAAAAACAAUCCCAAGUCCCAACAGAAUAACCUUGAUAAGUGGCUUUUGAACCGUUCCCAAAGCCCCACAAGCCCAGCUUCUGACAUGUCUGAAGCUGCUGAACAACACCAACAACAACAACAACAACAACAACAACAACAGGACGACGUGGAGAUGCUGAGUCCAGACAGCUCUGAUUCUGACUGCAGUCACAAGUUCAACCCCUUCCAGUCUAUGGAGACAGAGACCCAGGCCCAGACCCACAGUUCAGACUCUGAGGAACCUGCUGUCUGUAGCACCAUAGACCUGCAGGAUGAAGAGACAGAGCCCUUAACACCAACUUACAGCCUAAAGGAUCACAAGCCUGUCCCGCAAGUCGCCACAGAUCAAAAGCCUGUCCCGCAAGUCGCCACAGAUCAAAAGCCUGUCCCGCAAGUCGCCACAGAUCACAAGCCUGUCUCGCAAGUCGCCACAGAUCCCAAGCCUGUCUCGGAAGUCGCCACAGAUCCCAAGCCUGUCUCGGAAGUCGCCACAGAUCCCAAGCCUGUCUCGGAAGUCGCCACAGAUCCCAAGCCUGUCUCGGAAGUCGCCACAGAUCCCAAGCCUGUCUCGGAAGUCUCCACAGAUCCCAAGCCUGUCUCGGAAGUCUCCACAGAUCACAAGCCUGUCUCGGAAGUCUCCAUAGAUCAUACAGGGAACAGUGAUGAGCAAACCGAGGAGACCACGAGCCAAAGCAACAGGGAACUGGACAAGCAGCAGGACACAGAAAGAUCCUCCUCAUCCAAGGGUAAAGGAAAAAUAACAGACUUCUAUGCCAGAAAGUUGCCACAAGCCCCAUCCACAAGGUACAGUAUUGAAUACCAAUAAUUUCAGGAGUUGACUUUGUAGGGAGAAAGAGGAGUCCCUGGUGCAGUGGAAGUAACCCAUUUAAGACUAAAUUCUGGGUAAAUGUGUUUUACAUUCAAAUAUGCAAGAGCAACUAGGCCACAUCUUACAGUGCCUUGCAAAAGUAUUCAUCCCCCUUGGCGUUUUUCCUAUUUUGUUGCAUUAAAUAGAUUUUUGUUUUUGGAUUUCAUGUAAUGGACACAUACAAAAUAGUCCAAAUUGGUGAAGUGAAAUGGAAAAAAAAACAAGUUAUUUCAAAGAAUUCUAAAAAAUAAAUAACGGAAAAGUGGUGUGUGCAUAUGUAUUCACCCGCUUUGCUAUGAAGCCCCUAAAUAAGAGCUGGUUCAACCAAUUACCUUCAGAAGUCACAUAAUUAGUUAAAUAAAGUCCACCUUUGUGCAAUCUAAGUGUCACAUGAUCUCAGUAUAUAUACACCUGUUCUGAAAGGCCCCAGUGUCUGCAACACCACUAAGCGCAGUGGUCUAAGGCACUGCAUCACAGUGCAAACUGUGCCACUAGAGAUCCUGGUUCGAAUCCAGGCUCUGUCGCAGCCGGCCGCGACCGGGAGACUCAUGGGCGGCGCACAAUUGGCCCAGCGUCGUCCAGGGUAGGGGAGGGAAUGGCCGGCAGGGAUGUAGCUCAGUUGAUAGAGCAUGGCGUUUGCAACGCCAGGGUUGUGGGUUCGAUUCCCACGGUGGGCCAGUAUAAAAAAAAAAAAAUGUAUUCACUAACUGUAAGUCGCUCUGGAUAAGAGCGUCUGCUAAAUGACUUAAAUGUAAAUGUAAAUGUAAGCAAGGGGCACCACCAAGCAAGCGGCACCAUGAAGAUCAAGGAGCUCUCCAAACAGGUCAGGGACAAAGUUGCGGAGAAGUACAGAUCAGGGUUGGGUUAUAAAAAAAUAUCCGAAACUUUGAACAUCCCACAAAUAAUAUGCCACCACAGCAAACCUGCCAAGAGAGGACCUGCCAAGUUUUCUGGGUUGUAAGGCAACAAAAUAGGAAAAAUGCCAAGGGGGGUGAAUACUUUCGCAAGCCACUGUAGAUACAAGGGCAUAGUACAAAGUCAUACUUCCUGAAUCUCAAGAUUAUAUAGGCUAGGCAUGCUCAAUUACAUAUAGGGUACCCACUUCAUUACAAAUGUUGGUUGAUAGGACAUUGGUGGUACCAGCAGGUUGAGACAGAGGUGGUACCAGCAGGUUGAGACAGAGGUGGUACCAGCAGGUUGAGACAGAGGUGGUACCAGCAGGUUGAGACAGAGGUGGUACCAGCAGGUUGAGACAGAGGUGGUACCAGCAGGUUGAGACAGAGGUGGUACCAGCAGGUUGAGACAGAGGUGGUACCAGCAGGUUGAGUCAGUUUUCGAGACCUGAUAAUUCUGUGUCCUGGGUCGUUCCACCUCAAAAAGUACAAGAGGAUUUCGACAGCCACCAUCUCAGAUUAUUCUGAAAUCGUUUAUGUUGUUAGAAACAGAUAAGAUUUGCAUUCCUGCAACAUUAAUUUGUUGAAAUAUAAUUUGAUCUCUGAGAAAGGAAGCUAAUUGAGUGCAUCAAAAUUGUCAAUUUUUUGGUAUUUAUUAGGAUCCCCAUUAGCCGCUGCAAAAGCAUCAGCUACUCUUCCUGGGGUCCACAUGAAACAUGACAUAAUACAUAAACUCAGCAAAAAAAGAAACGUCCUCUCACUGUCAACUGCAUUUAUUUUCAGCAAACUUAACGUGUAAAUAUUUUGUAUGAACAUAACAAGAUUCAACAACUGAGACAUAAACUGAACAAGUUUCACAGACAUGUGACUAACAGAAAUUGAAUAAUGUGUCCCUGAACAAAGGGGGGGUCAAAAUCAAAAGUAACAGUCAGUAUCUGGUGUGGCCACCAGCUGCAUUAAGUACUGCAGUUCAUCUCCUCCUCAUGGACUGCACCAGAUUUGCCAGUUCUUGCUGUGAGAUGUUACCCCACUCUUCCACCAAGGCAACUGCAAGUUCCCGGACAUUUCUGGGAGGAAUGGCCCUAGCCCUCACCCUCCGAUCCAACAGGUCCCAGACGUGCUCAAUGGGAUUGAGAUCCGGGCUCUUCGCUGGCCAUGGCAGAACACUGACAUUCCUGUCUUGCAGGAAAUCACGCACAGAACGAGCAGUAUGGCUGGUGGCAUUGCCAUGCUGGAGGGUCAUGUCAGGAUGAGCCUGCAGGAAGGGUACCACAUGAGGGAGGAGGAUGUCUUCCCUGUAACGCACAGCGUUGAGAUUGCCUGCAAUGACAACAAGCUCAGUCCGAUGAUGCUGUGACACACCGCCCUAGACCAUGACGGACCCUCCACCUCCAAAUCGAUCCCGCUCCAGAGUACAGGCCUCGGUGUAACGCUCAUUCCUUCGACGAUAAACGCGAAUCCGACCAUCACCCCUGGUGAGACAAAACCUUGACUUGUCAGUGAAGAGCACUUUUUGCAGGUCCUGUCUGGUCCAGCGACGGUGGGUUUGUGCCCAUAGGUGACGUUGUUGCCGGUGAUGUCUGGUGAGGACCUGCCUUACAACAGGCCUACAAGCCCUCAGUCCAGCCUCUCUCAGCCUAUUGCGGACAGUCUGAGCACUGAUGGAGGGAUUGUGCGUUCCUGGUGUAACUGGUGCAGUUGUUGUUGCCAUCCUGUACCUGUCCCGCAGGUGUGAUGUUCGGAUGUACCAAUCCUGUGCAGGUGUUGUUACACGUGGUCUGCCACUGCGAGGACGAUCAGCUGUCCGUCCUGUCUCCCUGUAGCGCUGUCUUAGGCGUCUCACAGUACGGACAUUGCAAUUUAUUGCCCUGGCCACAUCUGCAGUCUUCAUGCCUCCUUGCAGCAUGCCUAAGGCACGUUCACGCAGAUGAGCAGGGACCCUGGGCAUCUUUCUUUUGGUGUUUUUCAGAGUCAGUAGAAAGGCCUCUUUAGUGUCCUAAGUUUUCAUAACUGUGACCUUAAUUGCCUACCGUCUGUAAGCUGUUAGUGUUUUAACGACCGUUCCACAGGUGCAUGUUCAUUAAUUGUUAAUGGUUCAUUGAACAAGCAUGGGAAACAGUGUUUAAACCCUUUACAAUGAAGAUCUGUGAAUUUAUUUGGAUUUUUAGGAAUCAUCUUUGAAAGACAGGGUCCUGAAAAAGGGACGUUUCUUUUUUAGCUGAGUUUAGUGCAGAACAUUAUUAGUCAAGGACUGAAAUACAUACAUUUAAAACGUCACACAUAGCCUACAUGUCAGUACAUACACACAACAUCUAGGUCUAAUACAACGUCUAUUAAUAGGAUUCAGAUUAUAUUCAAUAAAUAUAGUACCUGACAUCCGAUUUGGACCAAACGUUUUUCUAACAAUGAGUUGGACACGAGGAAUCCAAAGGAAUGGUCAAAAGCCACCCACAGACACCCCACGCCGAUAUACUUCACUUCAGACUUUUUAAAGUUACUUAGGCCUAUGUGUAAGCCAUGAAGCAGGUUACUCCUGUUAUUGAUUGUAAGCAAAGAUCCGUAAGGAUAUGAGUGGACUUGGCAUCCGGCUCUUGUCUCCUCAGCAUGCUCGUGUCUCUUGGUUGACCUUUUGAAGUAUUUUCAACAGUAGUUGUUUCAGGGAAAGCUGUGAAGUUUUUUUUUUUUAUUAUUGUUUUUUCACUAUUAGCCUGACUGAAUCUUAAUCAUAGUAUUCAUGAUAGUACUGUGUUCCUGUUACUGCCAGAUAAACAUGCUCCUCUCUGGGGUGUCUGUUGUGACUCUACAAGUGAUCAAUGUCAAAAGGGAGACUAUUGGGGAGUGUUCUGAUGUCUUAUUAAGAUGUUUAUUAUAAACCCUGUUGCUCAUUGCAUCAUGUUGUUGAUCAAUUGCGUAUUCUUUCUUCAGUGGGUUGUGUUAAAGUUGUUUCUCUUUUUCAAUGUGACAGUGCCCAAGCUCCUUCGGACAAACAACACAGAGAUGGAGACGUCCCACGUGAGAAACAACGUGGAGACAGAGACGGAGAUGAUGUCCCUCCACCACCGUCGCCACCGUACGAUUCCAAGUGGCUGGGAAGCCCCAUCAGCGAUCUGAGGAGAAUGCCGCAGUGUGGUCGACCACUCCCACCACUGAAGAAUGCUCCUGACCAUCACACUGUCAUGAUCAGGGUGAGAGAGAGGGCAGCUCCUUGGAAAAUUGAAUGCUUUAGUCAAAGCCGGUGGUGUCAAACUCCUUUAGUCAAAGCCGGUGGUUUCAAACUCAAUGGAGGGCUGAGCGUCUGCUGGUUUUGUUAUUUCCUUUCAAUUUGUGUUCAAUUGGUUCCUAACUAAUCACUGACCUAGACAACCAGGUGAGGGGAGUUCCUAACUAAUCAUUGACCUAGACAACCAGGUGAGGGGAGAUCCUAACUAAUAAUUUACCUAGACAACCAGGUGAGGGGAGAUCCUAACUAAUCAUUUACCCAGACAACCAGGUGAGGGGAGAUCCUAACUAAUCACUGACCUAGACAACCAGGUGAGGGGAGUUCCUACCUAAUCACUGACCUAGACAACCAGGUGAGGGGAGUUCCUACCUAAUCACUGACCUAGACAACCAGGUGAGGGGAGUUCCUACCUAAUCACUGACCUAGACAACUAGGUGAGGGGAGUUCCUAACUAAUCACUGACCUAGACAACUAGGUGAGGGGAGUUCCUAACUAAUCACUGACCUAGACAACUAGGUGAGGGGAGUUCCUACCUAAUCACUGACCUAGACAACCAGGUGAGGGGAGUUCCUACCUAAUCACUGACCUAGACAACCAGGUGAGGGGAGUUCCUACCUAAUCACUGACCUAGACAACUAGGUGAGGGGAGUUCCUAACUAAUCAUUGACCUAGACAACCAGGUGAGGGGAGAUCCUAACUAAUCAUUUACCUAGACAACCAGGUGAGGGGAGAUCCUAACUAAUCAUUUACCCAGACAACCAGGUGAGGGGAGAUCCUAACUAAUCACUGACCUAGACAACCAGGUGAGGGGAGUUCCUACCUAAUCACUGACCUAGACAACCAGGUGAGGGGAGUUCCUACCUAAUCACUGACCUAGACAACUAGGUGAGGGGAGUUCCUAACUAAUCACUGACCUAGACAACUAGGUGAGGGGAGUUCCUAACUAAUCAUUGACCUAGACAACCAGGUACAAGUGAAGAGUAAAAACCAGCAGAUACUAGACCAGGGUUCCCCAACUAGCGGCCUGUGGGCCGAAUUUGGCCGCGAAUGGUUUUAUUUGGCCCCCCCACAUUUUCGGAGCAAAAAAAAAAAUAUAUAUAAUUAAAUUGUUGGACAGAAAAUACUAAAUACACAAACAAAUCAGCUCCAACUGAUUUUAAUUUUGGAAAUCUGUUCCAAAAUAUUCCCACGCGUAAUAUGUGAUCAUAUAGUAAUAAUAUGUGAUCAUAUAGUAAUAAUAUGUGAUCAUAUAGUAAUAAUAUGUGAUCAUAUAGUAAUAAUAUGUGAUCAUAUAGUAAUAAUAUGUGAUCGUAUAGUCUCCUGAGUGGCGCAGUGGUCUAAGGCUCUGCAUCGCAGUGCUAACUGUGCCACUAGAGAUCCUGGUUCGAAUCCAGGCUCUGUCGCAGCCGGCCGCGACCGGGAGACUCAUGGGCGGCGCACAAUUGGCCCAGCGUCGUCCAGGGUAAGGGAGGGAAUGGCCGGCAGGGAUGUAGCUCAGUUGAUAGAGCAUGGCGUUUGCAACGCCAGGGUUAUGGGUUCGAUUCCCACGGGGGGCCAGUAUAAAAAAAAAAAUGUAUUCACUAACUGUAAGUCGCUCUGGAUAAGAGCGUCUGCUAAAAGACUAAAAUGUAAAUGUAAUGUAAUAUACAAAUGUAAGGGAGGUUUGAAAUGAUUAUGUUUUAGUUAAAUGUUAUAUCUGUUUGGUCUUCUUGUGGUCAAUUUGCAGUCUACAAAUUAUUUGUAAUUAUGUUCCGGCCCCCUGACCAUCCGCUAAAGAAUAAAUCGGCCCACCGCUGAAUCUAGUCGAUCCCUGCAUUAGACCCACCGCUGAAUCUAGUUGAUCCCUGCAGUAGGCCCUCCGCUGAAUCUAGUUGAUCCCUGCAGUAGGCCCUCCGCUGAAUCUAGUUGAUCCCUGCAUUAGACCCUCCGCUGAAUCUAGUUGAUCCCUGCAUUAGACCCUCCGCUGAAUCUAGUUGAUCCCUGCAUUAGACCCUCCGGUGAAUCUAGUUGAUCCCUGCAUUAGACCCUCCGCUGAAUCUAGUUGAUCCCUGCAUUAGACCCUCCGUGGAAUCUAGUCGAUCCUUGCAGUAGACCCUCCGUGGAAUGAGUUUGACACCUGUGGUCUAAGCCUUGAUUUGUGCUAGAAUAGUCCUGGUCUCAACAUUUUGUCUUUGUAAGGACAAAGUAUGAUGAACACAUGUGCAUUAUUAAUUAUUAAUUGGUGAAAGUUAGCAAAACACGUGAUUCAUCAUCAUCGUCAUCUGGAGUGGGAUGAAUGGGAGGACCUCCAUUGGUGAUGCCAUUCAUGUACUCAUCAUGCUGUAUUUUCUCUUCAACAGACAGACCUCCUUCAAGCAGGCAAAGUUCCUGUUCCCUAUCCCACCAAGUUCAGAGACAUCUGGGAUGAGGACCAUGUGAAAAUGCCCUGUUCAGAGAGCAGCCUAUUCCCAGUAGGAAAUCAGGUACCGAAGCUACACGUUGUACUGUCAUGUUGAAAUUGGACUCACUAACUACAACUUAAAAAGUUAUCUCCGGCUUACAUCUCUCACCAUUAGGGAAAGAGCUGAUCUACAGUGCCUUUAGAAAGUAUUCAUACCCCUUGACUUAUUUCACAUUUUGUUGCUACAGCCUGAAUUCAAAAUGGAUUAAAUAAAUAAAAAUGAUCACCAAUCUACACACAAUACCCCAUAAUGACAAAGUGAAAACAUGUUUGUAGAAAUGUUAGAACAUCUAUUGAAAAUGAAAUACAGAAAUAUCUCAUUUUCAUAACUAUUCACACCCCUACGUCAAUACAUGUUAGAAUCACCUUUGGCAGUGAAGUCGUUAUGAGCUUUGCACACCCGGAUUGUACAACAUUUGCCCAUUAUUCUUUUCAGAAUUUUUCAAGCUCUAUCAAAUUAAAUCAAUUUUUAUUUGUCACAUGCGCCGAAUACAACAGGUGUAGUGACCUCACAAUGAAAUGCUUACUUAGAAGCCCUUAACCAACAAUGCAAUUUUAAGAAAGAAUACCAAAAAAAAUCACACAAAGAAAUACAAUAUGAAAUAAUACAAAAUAAAAGUAACAAAUAAUUAAAGAGCAGCAGUAAAAAUAACAAUAGCGAGGCUAUAUACAGGGGGUACCGGUACAGAGUCAAUGUGCCGGGGCACCGGUUAGUCGAGGUAAUUGAGGUAAUAUGUAAAUGUAGGUAGAGUUAUUAAAGUGAGUAUGCAUAGAUAAUAAACAGAGUAGCAGCAGCGUGGGUGGGGGAGGGGGGGCAAUGCAAAUAGUCUGGGUAGCCAUUUGAUUAGAUGUUCAGUAGUCUUAUGGCUUGGGGGUAGAAGCUGUUUAGAAGCCUCUUGGACCUAGACUUGGCACUCCGGUACUGCUUGCCGUGCGGUAGCAGAGAGAACAGUCUAUGACUAGGGUGGCUGGAGUCUUUGGCAAUUUUUAGGGCCUUCUUCUGACACCACCUGGUAUAGAGGUCCUGGAUGGCAGGAAGCUUGGCCCCGGUGAUGUUCUGGGCCGUACGCACUACCCUCUGUAGUGCCUUGCGGUCGGAGGCCGAGCAGUUGCCAUACCAGGCGGUGAUGCAACCAGUCAGUUUGUUGGUGAUGUGGACACCAAGGAACUUGAAGCUCUCAACCUGCUCCACUACAGCCCCGUUGAUGAGAAUGGGGGCGUGCUCAGUCCUCUUCUUUUUCCUGUAGUCCACAAUCAUCUCCUUUGUCUUGAUCACGUUGAGGGAGAGGUUGUUGUCCUGGCACCACACAGCCAGGUCUCUGACCUCCUCCCUAUAGGCUGUCUCGUCGUUGUUGGUGAUCAGGCCUACCACUGUUGUCAUCGCAAGCUUAAUGAUGGUGUUGGAGUCGUACCUGGCCAUGCAGUCUUGAGUGAACAGGGAGUACAGGAGGGGACUAAGCACGCACCCCUGAGGGGCCGCUGUGUUGAGGAUCAGCGUGGCAGAUGUGUUGUUACCUACCCUUACCACCUGGGGGCGGCCCGUCAAGAACUCCAGGAUCCAGUUGCAGAGGGAGGUGUUUAGUCCCAGGGUCCUUAGCUUAGUGAUGAGCUUUGAGGGCACUAUGGUGUUGAACGCUGAGCUGUAGUCAAUGAAUAGCAUUCUCAAAUAGGAGUUCCUUUUGUCCAGGUGUGAAAGGGCAGUGUGGAGUGCAAUAGAGAUUGCAUCAUCUGUGGAUCUGUUGAGGCGGUAUGCAAAUUGGAGUGGGUCUAGGGUUUCUGGGAUAAUGGUGUUGAUGUGGGCCAUGACCAGCCUUUCAAAUCACUUCAUGGCUACAGACGUGAGUGCUACGGGUCGGUAGUCAUUUAGGCAGAUUACCUUAGUGUUCUUGGGCACAGGGACUAUGGUGGUCUGCUUGAAACAUGUUGCUAUUACAGACUCAGACAGGGAGAGGUUGAAAAUGUCAGUGAAGACACUUGCCAGUUGGUCAGCGCAUGCUCAGAGUACACGUCCUGGUAAUCCGUCUGGCCCUGCGGCCUGUUUAAAGGUCUUACUCACAUUGGCUACGGAGAGCGUGAUCACAGUCGUCCGGAACAGCUGAUGCUCUCAUGCAUGUUUCAGUGUUACUUGCCUCAAAGCGAGCAUACAGUGGGGAAAAAAAGUAUUUAGUCAGCCACCAAUUGUGCAAGUUCUCCCACUUAAAAAGAUGAGAGAGGCCUGUAAUUUUCAUCAUAGGUACACGUCAACUAUGACAGACAAAUUGAGAAAAAAAUUCCAGAAAAUCACAUUGUAGGAUUUUUAAUUAAUUUAUUUGCAAAUUAUGGUGGAAAAUAAGUAUUUGGUCACCUACAAAAAAGCAAGAUUUCUGGCUCUCACAGACCUGUAACUUCUUCUUUAAGAGGCUCCUCUGUCCUCCACUCGUUACCUGUAUUAAUGGCACCUGUUUGAACUUGUUAUCAGUAUAAAAGACACCUGUCCACAACCUCAAACAGUCACACUCCAAACUCCACUAUGGCCAAGACCAAAGCGCUGUCAAAGGACACCAGAAACAAAAUUGUAGACCUGCACCAGGCUGGGAAGACUGAAUCUGCAAUAGGUAAGCAGCUUGGUUUGAAGAAAUCAACUGUGGGAGCAAUUAUUAGGAAAUGGAAGACAUACAAGACCACUGAUAAUCUCCCUCGAUCUGGGGCUCCACGCAAGAUCUCACCCCGUGGGGUCAAAAUGAUCACAAGAACGGUGAGCAAAAAUCCCAGAACCACACGGGGGGACCUAGUGAAUGACCUGCAGAGAGCUGGGACCAAAGUAACAAAGCCUACCAUCAGUAACACACUACGCCACCAGGGACUCAAAUCCUGCAGUGCCAGACGUGUCCCCCUGCUUAAGCCAGUACAUGUCCAGGCCCGUCUGAAGUUUGCUAGAGUGCAUUUGGAUGAUUCAGAAGAGGAUUGGGAGAAUGUCAUAUGGUCAGAUGAAACCAAAAUAGAACUUUUUGGUAAAAACUCAACUCGUCGUGUUUGGAGGACAAAGAAUGCUGACUUGCAUCCAAAGAACACGAUACCUACUGUGAAGCAUGGGGGUGGAAACAUCAUGCUUUGGAGCUGUUUUUCUGCAAAGGGACCAGGACGACUGAUCCGUGUAAAGGAAAGAAUGAAUGGGGCCAUGUAUCGUGAGAUUUUGAGUGAAAACCUCCUUCCAUCAGCAAGGGCAUUGAAGAUGAAACGUGGCUGGGUCUUUCAGCAUGACAAUGAUCCCAAACACACCGCCCGGGCAACGAAGGAGUGGCUUCGUAAGAAGCAUUUCAAGGUCCUGGAGUGGCCUAGCCAGUCUCCAGAUCUCAACCCCAUAGAAAAUCUUUGGAGGGAGUUGAAAGUCCGUGUUGCCCAGCGACAGCCCCAAAACAUCACUGCUCUAGAGGAGAUCUGCAUGGAGGAAUGGGCCAAAAUACCAGCAACAGUGUGUGAAAACCUUGUGAAGACUUACAGAAAACGUUUGACCUGUGUCAUUGCCAACAAAGGGUAUAUAACAAAGUAUUGAGAAACUUUUGUUAUUGACCAAAUACUUAUUUUCCACCAUAAUUUGCAAAUAAAUUCAUUAAAGAUCCUACAAUGGAAAAAUUCAUUAAAGUACCUAUGAUGAAAAUUACAGGCCUCUCUCAUCUUUUUAAGUGGGAGAACUUGCACAAUUGGUGGCUGACUAAAUACUUUUUUCCCCCACUGUAUGUAUGUGUAUAUAUAUAUAUUUUUUUUUUAAACUGUCAAAAUCAAUCAAUCAAUCAGGUAAACUAAUAAAGGCAUUAGUGUUGCGAUGAUGCAAAUCAAUAUCACGUCCUUGGAAGAACUGACCCCUGACCCCUAACCCCUGCCUGACCUGUACAGUACGAUCAGGAAAGAUGAUGAUGAGGAGGAGGACGAUGGUGAUUAACUUCCUGUUUUUGCAGGAGGUGCAGGGACGGUGGGAAUUGAUCCCAAAUACUUAUUUUCCACCAUAAUUUGCAAAUAAAUUCAUUAAAAAUCCUACAAUGUGAUUUUCUGGAAAAAAAAUUCUCAAUUUGAGUAAGAGAGCGCUGUGGUAGAACCGUUUGUGGGAACAUUUCUCGCUGUGGGACUGCAGAUACGGCUCAAAAUGGAAGUACAGGCAACAUAACCCACUCUGUUAUUAUCUCUUUAUCGAGCACAAAGGUCACGUUGCCCUGCUCAGAUGUUACAUGCGUCAACCAAUGGUGGCGUGCCAUGUCAUCGCCUGCGCCGUCAGAUUGCUAUAACAUAUGAUGUGUUAGUAAAUAGACCUACUUCUGUAGCUUGAUGUACAAGUAUACCCCCUGGACAGGACACUAGUCUGGCGCAGGGCCUGACCCCCUAAUCUCCUUAUUGCCAAGCAGAGAUGCAUCCAGUCCCAUUUUUUUACAGCCUUAUUGUAUGACUCGGCCAGGGAUUGAUCUCACAAACCUUCCAAUCUCAGGGCGGACGCUCUAAUCACAAGGCCACUGAGUUGGUGAUAAUGUGGUUAGCUAACGUGUAAAAUAACUAUCCAGCCGUUGUAAGAUCUAGCACGCGGCAGCAAUGUCUGAGCAAGGGAACACGACCGAAGCAAAAGUCACACAAUUCACAUCGUUUUUUUUUUUUAACAAGUUACAUUUGUUAUGAAUAAAUCAAAAGCACAAUCAUGAAUAUAUUGGUCAAUUUACAGUAAGAAAAUGCAUGGUUAUCUUCAUAUUUGCUAAACAGAUUAUAUUUGUUGUAGUAAUGGCAUAUCAGUAAAAUCUAUGUUUAUAAACUGAGCAAAAAUAUAAACGCAACAUGCAAUUUUAACGAUUUUACUGAGUUACAGUUCAUUUAAGGAAAUCAGUCAAUUGAAAUUAAUUCAUUAGGCCCUAAUCUAUGGAUUUCACAUGACUGGGCAGGGGUGCUGCCAUGGGUGGGCCUGGGAGGGCAUAGGCCAACCCACUGAGGAGCCAGGCCCAACCAAUCAGAAUUAGUUAUUUCCCACAAAAGGGCUUUAUUACAGACAGAAAAACUCCUCAAUUUCAUCGGCUCUCCGGGUGGCUGGUCUCAGACGAUCCCGCAGGUGAAGAAGCCAGAUGUGGAGGUCCUGAGCCGGAGUGGUUACACGUGGUCGGCGGUUGUGAGACCGGUUGGACAUACUGCCAAAUUAUUGAGAAACUUUUGUUAUUGACCAAAUACUUAUUUUCCACCAUAAUUUGCAAAUAAAUUCAUUAAAGAUCCUACAAUGGGAUUUUCUGGAUUUUUUUUUCUCAUUUUGUCUGUCAUAGUUGACGUGUACCUAUGAUGAAAAUUACAGGCCUCUCUCAUCUUUUUAAGUGGGAGAACUUGCACAAUUGGUGGCUGACUAAAUACUUUUUUCCCCCCACUGUAUGUAUGUAUGUAUGUAUGUAUAUAUAUAUAUAUAUAUAUAUAUAUAUAUAUAUAUAUAUAUAUAUAUAUAAUUUUUUUUACUGUCAAAAUCAAUCAAUCAAUCAAUCAGGUAAACUAAUAAAGGCAUUAGUGUUGCGAUGAUGCAAAUCAAUAUCACGUCCUUGGAAGAACUGACCCCUGACCCCUAACCCCUGCCUGACCUGUACAGUACGAUCAGGAAAGAUGAUGAUGAGGAGGAGGAUGAUGGUGAUUAACUUCCUGUUUUUGCAGGAGGUGCAGGGACGGUGGGAACUGAUCCAGAAAGCUUUGAACAGAGUCUUCUGCACCUCCCAUGAUGUGAAGGUAAGUUAAUGACUAAAUUGAUAUGCUGUUUGUUCACUGUGGAGCAAUGUAUUUAACAUAUACAGUGUCUAUUGUUGACCAGAUGCAUCGUUAUUAGUCAUUAUUAGCAAUAUUAAGAGAAAGGAUGUUUAUGUGGUGUUCAAAUGUGUUUUAGAUAGACAACUAUCCAUCAAAUCCAUGAUUGUGGAAAUAAUACAUGUUAUUACCUGAAUUGGCCAUGAGAUGGCGCCAAGAUCCCGGAAAUCAAGGCAAAGACACUGCUAAAAAGGCAUGUGCUGAACAUGUUUUAUGACAUUUAUUGGUGUGCAUUCCCCAUUUUAGAAUGCCAUAUUGAAAUACAAUGUCGCUCAUGCCAAGAGAUGGGACUUCACAGCCCUUCAUUUGUUCUGCAACAAGGUAAGAAAUAAUGUUAUUGAUUUUAAUGAACAACCUCCUAAAAAAAAUAUAGUCAUCAGGUGGACCAUCUGGGUCCAAGGACAUCUGAAAAUAAAAUAAUGUCUGGCCUCAUCAGUUAAACACACACGCACACACUCAACAUCAGGUUUUUAAGAACCCCUAUUAAACUAAUCAAGUGUUUAGUACCCGUGAAUAUACCAGUCGGAUUGGCCAGCAUAAACCACGGGCCUGUAGUGAUCUGCUCUGGGCUAGGUUCAGACACAGCACAGAUGGCUCAUUUGCCAAUGAUCCUAUCAGCUGUGUAAGUCAUCUGGUUACAUCUACGUGCCUCUCUAAAGACGGCAACCGUUAUACAGCGGACGCUGUACUUUUAGCUAUGUAUUUUCCUGUGAAAUAGUUUUGAAGUGAUACACUGCUGAAAUUUAAUAAGUGCUCUAUCAAUAUCUGUCUUCUACUAAUAUUUAAUAUCCUACAAAUUGCUUGUAAAAAAUAAAUAAAAAAUAAAGAUUAAAUAACAUCUCAUGGAACGUUAGGGACUGUGAGGGGACACACUAACACGCACACUAUUUUGUCGGUGUAUUUUAAAUUUGUGUGACUGCCUUUUGUGUAUCAGUGUUUCGUUACUUGUCAUGUUUUGUGUAGACCCCGUGAAGAGGAGCUUCUGCAAAAGUUUAAUGGGGAUCCUAAUAGACAAAUAGUCAUUCAUUUGGUUGGUUUAAAGCAGAAAAUCACUUUUUUUUUUGUUUUUGUUUAUAUGGCUUUAAAUUCAUUCUCUGUAAAUUGUGAAUAACUUACUCUCGGGGACUAUCCUAUUUACGGUCUGAAGCUCAAUGGGGUCUUGGAUAGAUGUUGCCAUUUACAGGGCUAUGCAGCCCAGGGAAGAUCUGGAUACACUCAUACACAGGGACGAGAGAUGCUAUGCAGCCCAGGGAAGACCUGGAUACACUCAGUGAUGAGAGAGCUGCCUUAUUGGCUAGGGCUAUGCAGCCCAGGGAAGACCUGGAUACACUCAGUGAUGAGAGAGCUGCCUUAUUGGCUAGGGCUCUGUCACUGGUCUGUCUGUUCUAUCUAGUGGCAAACUGGACAUCCUCUACUCCUCUCUGUCUCUCUCUCUCUGUCUCUGUCUCUGUCUCUGUCUCUGUGUCUCUGUCUCACUCUCCCUGUCUCUCUUUGUCUCUGUCUCUCUCCCUGUCUCUGUCUCUCUCUCUCUCUUUCUCUCUCCCUGUCUCUCUCUCUCUCUUUCUGUCUCCCUUCUCCUGUCCUGUCUCUGUCUCUCUCUCUCUCGUCUCCCUCUCUCUGCUCUCCUCUUCUCUCUCUCUUCUGUCCUCGAUCUCCUCGCUCUCUUCUCUCUCUGUCUCUCUCCUCUCUCUAUCUCUCUCUCUCCCUCUCUCUCCUCCGCUGUCUCUCUGUCUCUCGUUCUAUCUCUGGUCUCGUCCUGUUCUCUUCCCUCUCUCUCUCUCUCUUUACUGCUCUCUCCCUGUCUGCAUCUCUCGCUCUCUCCUGUCCUUGCUCUCUCUUUCUCUCUCCCUGUCUCUCUCCCUGUCUCUCUCUCUCUGUCUCUGUCUCUCCUCUCUUUCUGUCUUCUCUCUCUUAUCUGUCGCCAGUUGGCACCUGGCCUGUCUAGUGGCCAUCUAUCCUCUCUCCUCUUUCCCUCUCUUUUCUCUUGCUGUGUUGCUAUAGCUACAGUCCUUGCUUGGUUCCAGAUCUUUGUGCUCUCUUGCUGACGAUCACAACGUGAGUUGGCAAGACAACACUAACCCAUCUAGGACCAUGCUACUACAGACCAGCCAGUCAGAGAGACCCUCCAAAGAAACAUAACAUCAGCACCUGCCUGCUAUCUAGCUGACAGUCGCUAGGGAAAUGGGAUCAAUCUGCCUGAAUUGUAGCAGUGAAAAAUGUAAUUGAUAUAAUAUGUACAGUAUGUAUGAGAGUGGCAAUGCUGUGUUGGCAGCUAUACAUGCAGAGGGGAACUGGAGUCAAGAGAACUCAUUUAAUCCCAUUCCGUCAAAAGGUAGUGUUUAGUAUGAGGAAAACAGCUGCCUGACUUCACAGAGAAACACAAUGCAUUAUUCCAUUCUUAAACCUGUCAAAUUGAUUUGCAAAACACUAUGUCAUAAAUCACGUUAUAGAGUGAAUUAUUUAAGAUUUUCUUACAGUGACAAAUAGGAAAUAGACUACAUGACUAAAAGUAUGUGGACACGUGCUCGUCGAACAUCUCAUUCCAUAAUCAUGACCGUUAAUAUGGAGUUGGUCCCCCCCCCUUUGCUGCUACAACAGCCUCCACUCUUCUGGGAAGGCUUUCCACUAGAUGUUGGAACAUUGCUGUGGGGACUUGCUUCCAUUCAAAUCAAAUCAAAUGUAUUGGUAACAUACUAUUUAGCAGACGUUAUUGCGGGUGGUAGUGAAAUGCUUAUGUUCCUAGCUCCAACGGUGCAGUAGUAUAUAACAAUACACAGCAAUACACACACAUCUAAAGUAAAAGAACGUCGAACUGCCAGAUGGUAAAGCGUGAUUCAUCACUCCAGAGAACAUGUUUCCACUGCUCCAGAGUCCAAUGGCGUCGAGCUUAACACCACUCCAGCCGACACUCGGCAUUGCGCAUGAUGAUCUUUAGGCUUGUGUGUGGCUGCUCGACCAUUUCAUGAAGCACCCGACUAACAGUUCUCGUGCUGACGUUGCUUCCAGACGCAGUUUGGAACUCGAGUGUUGCAACCGAGGACAGACGAUGUUUUACGCGCUUCACCACUCGGGGGGGGUCCCGUUCUGUGAGCUUGUGUGUCCUACCACUUCGCCUCUGAGCCGUUGUUGCUCCUAGACGUUUCCACUUCCCAAUAACAGCACUUACAGUUGACCGGGGCAGCUCUAGCAGGGCAGAAAUGUGACUAACUGACUUAUUGGAAAGGUGGCAUACUAUGACGGUGCCAUGUUGAAAGUCACUGAGCUCUUCAGUAAGGCCAUUUUACUGGAGAGAGGGGGGGGGGGGGGGAGAGAGGGAGGGAUGGGGGGGGGAGAGGGAGGGAUGGGGGGGGGAGAGAGCGGGAGGGAUGGGGGAGAGAAGGAGGAAUGGGGGGAGAGAGGGAGGGAAUGGGGGAGAGAGAGGAGGAGGGAUUGAGGGGGGAGGGAGGGAUGAUGGGGGGGGGGAGAGAGGGAGGGAUGGGGAGAGAGGGAGGGAGGGUGGGUGGGAUGGGGAGAGAGGAGGGUGGGAGGGGGAGGGUGGGUGGGAUGGGAGAGGAGGAGGAUGGGGGAGAGAGAGAGAGGGAUGGGGGAGGGAUGAAGGAGGGUUGGAUGUAGGGGUGAAAGGGGGAGAUGGAGGGAUGUAAGGGUGACUGGCAGGGGAUGAUCUGGAUGACACCCUCAUAGAAUACUCAUUCUAGAAGAUACAUCUAAUGAAUAGUAGAAAAGCCUGUGACCGACAGUAUCAGAUUUGUUUUCCUUUACCUCUCCCUGGUAUUGGUGGAUAUGAGCGGACACAAGUGUUUUCAUUUUUACACGGUCACAUAUCCGGAGAGCAGUGGAGAAGAGGUAGUGGUAAAUCUUAAUCUGUCUCCAUCUUCGGCAGCCCCCUGUCCUCUCUCAGGCGGCCCCCUCCUCUCUCAGGCAGUCCCCCUCUCCUCUCCUCUCUCAGGCAGUCCCCCUCUCCUCUCCUCUCUCAGGCAGUCCCCCUCUCCUCUCCUCUCUCAGGCAGUCCCCUCUCCUCUCCGCCCUCCAGCAGCCUCCUCUCCGCUCUCCGGCAUCCCCCUCUCCUCUCCUCUCCUCUCCGCUCUCCGUCAGCCCCCUCUUUCUUGAUGACUUUCAGUUUGAUGUGAUGUAUAGACCUGUUUCAAGUCAUACAGCCAGUGUUAGUUCAGUUGAUUUGAUGCACUGUCUCCCUGUGAUUUAGAGGUAACCCGGGGCAAUGCUAGCUCAGCUAUAUCCCAUUUCUCCCAUCCCUACCCAUCAGGCCCUGCUUCAUUCAUUAUGCCCAGAGGGACCCUUUAUGAUAUCCCCCAGGUUAUUAGUUAUGACAGCGUUUAGUCAGGCCCUGUUUGCUGUAAUAUAAACAUCCCUCCUAUGGCCCAACGUUUUAAAUCGCCAGUCAAGGCUCCCUGUCUCUACCCUCCCGCUGUUCAGGAAGGGAACACACUUCCUAUCCCUCGCACACAGACGUGCACACACUGACAGACGCGCACGCACAAAGGCAGGCAGGCACGUGCACGUGCACAUACACACUCAUGGCUCAUUAGCAUCUGUUCCAGGAAGAAGCCGCGUUUAAAUCAGCCCAGUCCUCUUGCUCCCUCCCUGAAACCUGGUUGAAUAACGGCUAUAAAUAAAUACAUUGUAGUAAAUAUCUUCCACGAUAGAAUAACAGCACUUAGGCCUAUACGGGUCAUUCUACAGAAGGGGUGCAAAUUGGGGGGUGUAAAAAAAUUAUAAUCUAAUUUGUAUCAUAUUUUUCCCAGACUUUCAGCACACGUCUUCCAGGUAGACAUAUAUACCACCCACACUCUUUGUAUUGCAUAUUUUACAGAUUAACCUUAAUUCCUUACAACCCCACUAAAUAUGUCACUACCGAAACAAGUUUAAAUAAAGGGAGAAAAAUGCACAGUAGUGAUCAUUUUGAUUAACGUUCUAUUACAGAUUAAUUACAGAAAUUGUAUUUGCACACUAAAAUUAACAAAAUAGUAAAACCAGGAUUUUAACCUGAUUUUCAAAACCUUUAAAUUGAAUCUAGGGAAAUAUAAUCUCUAUUGUUCUCUGUAAAUGUUCAAUGUUGAUGGUAUGAAUAUGAAACGUGUUGUUUGAUUGAAUUACUUAUGCAUCUAAUGAAUUGUGUUAAUGUUUAAAUGAUCACUUUAGCUAUCUUUAUUUUGGCAAAAUAGAGCACAGUAGAGUACAGCAGAAUACAAUAUAGUACAGUACAUUACAGCAGUAUAGCGCAUUAGACCGUUUUGGCCCAAAUAGAUGUCAGUGUUUGGCCUCUUAGAGGGUUGGAGCCCCCCCUGCUGGCUAUGCAUCUCAAUACUCUACACUUUUUCCUGAAGUGUGCACUUGUCCACUACCCACAUGGUGGUCCUCUGUCGCUCAGUUGGUAGAGCUUUAAAAUGGAGCUGCCCGUUCUGUAACAGAUAGAAAGAUGAUACAGACCUCUAUGUACACUACAUGACCAAUAGGAUGCUCGUCCAACAUCUCGUUCCAAAAUCACGGGCGUUUAAUGUGGAGUUGGUCCCCCCCCCCCCCCCCUUUGCUGCUAUAACAGCCUCCACUCUUCUGGGAAAGGCUUUCCACUAGAUGUCGGAACAUUGCUGCGGGGACUUGCUUCCAUUCAGCCACAAGAGCAUUAGUGAGGUCGGGGCACUGAUGUUGGGCGAUCAGGCCUGGCUCGCAGUCGGCGUUCCAAUUCAUCCCAAAGCUGUUCGAUGGGGUUGAUGCCCCAACCAGUUAAAGUUCUUCACACCGAUCUCAAUAAACCAUUUCUGUAUGGACCUGCACAGGGGCAUUGACAUGCUGGAAACAGGAAAGGACCUUCCCCAAACUGUUGCCAUAAAGUUGGAAGCACAGAAUCGUCUAGAAUGUCAUAGUAUGAUGUAGCGUUAAGAUUUUCCUUCACUGGAACUAAGGAGCCUAAACCGAACCAUGAAAAACAGCCCCAGACCAUUAUUCCUCCUCCACAAAACUGUACUGUUGGCACUAUGUAGCUCAGUUGGUAGAGCAUGGCGCUUGCAACACCAGGGUUGUGGGUUCGAUUCCCACGGGGGGCCAGUAUGAAAAAAAAUAAGAAAUGUAUGCACUAACUGUAAGUCGCUCCGGAAAAGAGCGUCUGCUAAAUGAUUUAAAAUGUAAAAAUGUAACACUAUGCAUUGGGGCAGGUAGUGUUCUCCUGGCAUCCGCCAAACCCAGAUCCGUCCAUCGGACUGCCAGAUGGUGAAGCGAGAUUCAUCACUCCAGAGAACGCGUUUCCACUGCUCCAGAGUCCAAUGGCGGCGAGCUUUACACCACUCCAGCCGACGCCUGGCAUGGUGAUCUUAGGCUUGUGUGCGGCUGCUCGGCCAUGGAAACCCAUUUCAUUAAGCUCCUGACGAACAGUUCUUGUCCUGACGUUAUUUCCAGAGGCAGUUUGGAACUCAGCAGUGAGUGUUGCAACGAAGACAGAUGAUUUUUACGCGCUACGUACUUCAGCACUCGGCGGUGCCCGUUCUGUGAGCGUGUGUGCCCUACCACUUCUCGGCUGAGCCGUUGUUUCUCCUAGACAUUUCCACUUCACAAUAACAGCACUUACAGUUGACCGGGGCACCUCUAGCAGGGCAGAAAUUUGACAAAACUGACUUGUUGGAAAGGUGGCAUCCCUAUGACGGUGCCACGUUGAAAGUCACUGAGCUCUUCAGUAAGGCCAUUCUACUGUCAAUGUUUGUCUGUGGAGAUUGUAUGGCUGUGUGGUUGUUAUUGUUUUGAUCAUGCGUGGUUUAAAACCCAAUAGGCUAAUGUCACAGCGGAGCUCUCUGUGUUGAACUAACAUAAACAAACCUAUUUCCUUCUUCUAUCUAAAGGGUCUGGAGGCUGAUGCUGUUGAACAUCUGUUUGGGGCUCUGCUGCCAGACAUGGUCCAAUUAGCGCUGAGGGCGUCUGAGCUGUGUACCAAGGUAACUACAUCUGCAGUCCUGUGUACCCACUGUGGUAUUACGUGACACACAAGCUUCAAACAGGACACAAUUUUGAGUAUCUGAGCCGUAUGCCAAGGUAACAUCACACACACUCGUGUAGUCUCUGAAUCGCUCACAGGUCCCGUUCUGUGAGCGUGUGUGUCCUACCACUUCUCGGGCUGAGCCGUUGUUGCUCCUAGACGUUUCCACUUCACAAUAACAGCACUUACAGUUGACCGCCCUCAGUACUCCCAUCAAAAAGGAGUACUGAGGGCGUCUGAGCUGUGUACCAAGGUAACUCCAUACAUAGGACAUGGGACAGAGUGUAGGCCUGACUGACUGACACUGUGGAAAGCACAGUAGGCUGGUGACAUCUUUAAUUGGGGAGGACGGGGCUCAUGGGAAUGGCUGGAAUGGAAUGGUAUCGAACACAUCAAAUACAUAUUUUCCAGGUGUUUGAUUCCAUUCACUCCAUUCCAGCCGUUUUAUUAUGAGCCGUCCUCCCCUCAGCAGCCUCCUGUGGUGGACAGUGGACCGAAAAGGUCAGAGAAAAGAGGGUGUCAAGGUGGGGGGGGGGGGGGGGGAGGUCAGGGUAUCAGCCUUACUGUUCGCUUAUCAAAGGUUUCUGGUCUGCCUGUUAGACCAAGGCUGCUCCUGAAAUUACACGCUUUUCUCUAAAUAGUGCUCUGCUUUUGAUGUUGUGCACUACUUUUUGACCAGGGCUUAAGUCAAAAGUAGUGCACUAUAUAGGGAAUAGACACCUAUGGGCCCUGGUCAGAAGUAGUGCACUAUAUAGGGAAUAGAUACCUAUGGGCCCUGGUCAGAAGUAGUGCACUAUAUAGGGAUUAGGGUGCCAUUUGGGAUGCAAGCCCAUGAUGGACAAUGCAGAUCUGCAGCCGGAACACUUUCAUUAGCAGGCCGUCCGGAACCUGUCGGCCAAGCAGUCAGUAAUCAAGUUGCUCCCCAGACGGAAGUCCAAGAUUGAGCUCAGGGGAAUAUGCAAAAAAAAAACAAGCCUUUGGACUGAAAUGUGGUUUUUGAUAAAUGCUUUUUGAAAGAAGUAUAGCAGGGAUAAUUUCACAUAUGAUUCGUUUGAUUCUGUAUGCUUUUAAAUGUAUAAUUAAAAUGUAUGUUUUUUAAAAUAUUUUUUUAUAGUUAUUUUUUGCACAAUAACAUAAUAAACAGUUGUGCAAUAAUUCAUAAUCACCCAUCUACCCCCCCCCCCCCCCAUCUACCCUGUCAACCCCCCCCUAAAAAAAUGAAAAGAAAAAGAAAACUCACACAAAAACAUCUUUGCUCCAUAUUUAAUGUUAGGCCUUAGUAGACUUGGGCGGUAUCCAGAUUAUCAUACCUUCAUACCGACCUUGUGCCAUACUGGGAUACUCGGUAAUACCAUCACUGAACACAAGGGGCGCUGUUUUCAAACCCCGCUGAUACUCUGUAAUCCGAUGGUUAGCAAUGCUAACAAGUAAUGUAAAAUCCCAUAGAGAAUGCUAACUAAAUACUAAUGAGCGCAUUGCGCACACUUUAUACAGUCUCUGACCUAAACUAUACAAGUAACUCAAAAAUGCUACUCACAGUUUGCUGCACCCACAAAACUAAUAUUAGACAGUAAGGCUCUUGAUUCAGGAGGGGAUUCUCUGCUGUUACUAAGUGAAUGCUUGAUUUUGGAGGAAGCUAACCACUUAGCUAGAUCGCUAACUAGCUACUAAAUUAGCAAACAAAAUACACAACUGCAGAGCAUUAAGUUAAUUUAAUAGUUAUAAGAUAUCUAGCUGUCAAGCAUUUAGUUGUGAAUUCCAUCCUGUAAUUGGAUCACCUGGCGCAUGCUGCUCAACAGUGAGUGACUCACAAGGCUCUGGUCUCUCUUCAUUGUGUGCUUGUAAACAAAACACCAUGUGACUGGGGACUAUCCGUAAGCUUCAUAAUGAACAAUUAUGUGACAGGUGAAAUGAAGAAUGCAAUGUUAUUUUUCUCCUAACGGUAUUGCACAAGUUGACUGCAGGGAUUUACUUAAAAGUUGCUACAAAUAUAAAAAAAAACUUUCAAGAAAUAGUUUCAACGGUAUUGACGAUAUUGAAAAACCAUCCUGUGGCUUUUUCCAAAUACCCCGGGUAUAAGGGAUAUACUGUAUACUGGACAAGCCUUAGGCUACAUGUUCAGACCAUCCCUGAAACGAGCAUCAGUGAACCUCCCCAAAAUAGAAAGACCAUGUACGUUCUGCGUAGACCACUAGAUUCUAUAACUCAAGCGGAUUCUGGGCCCCCCAGAUUAGAGCUAUCUUGGCCAUAAGGAGCCAGCUAGUCUGAGAUGGAUUGAAAUGCCGUCUGAGGUCCUCAGAGAGAGCCUCUUGAAAUCUAUUGGUUGUCUGUGAGGUACUGCAGCAGCCUGGACCAGAGAUUAAUGGAGGGCCCAAGCCGAAUGGGCUCGGUCCCCAUUACAUUUUUACAUUUUAGUCAUUUUAUGACUUAUCCAGAGCGACUUACAGUUAGUGAGUGCAUACAUUAUUAUUAUUAUUAUUAUUAAUUUAAAAAAAAAAAUGUUCAUACUGGCCCCCUGUGGGAAUUGAACCCACAACCCUGGCGUUGCAAACGCCAUGCUCUACCAACUGAGCUACAUCCCCUGCCGGCCAUUCCCUCCCCUACCCUGGACGACGCUGGGCCAAUUCUGCACCGCCCCAUGGGGUCUCCCGGUCGCGGCUGGCUACGACAGAGCCUGGAUUCGAACCAGGAUCUCUAGUGGCACAGCUAGCACUGCGAUGCAGUGCCUUAGACCACUGCUCUCUCUGCCUAACACCAAAUUGGGAACUAGCGCCGAUCUAGCUCUCUGAUUUAUGUGGUGGAUAUGUCAGCAGUCAGGACGGUGUGCAGAGACUCAUUUGUAUUCUCUUGAUUUGAACAAGGAACAAAAAAACUACCUUUAUCAUUUUUCCUUAACCACUAAUUUGUGAAAAGGUUGAUUCUCUGUCCUCGUGGUGCCUUUGUGCCGAUUAGGACGAACCUGAUCUAGUAUGUGUAUCAUCUAUUCUACAUUAGUCUCCUACCACUGCUCUUUCUCAGUUACAUUUUAUGCCAACAAAAUUACUACCACUUAUGUUAAAUGCGUUGUAUAUUUGCAAACCCUCAAUCCGGAUUAGUAAUUUAGCCCUACUUGAGUUAAAUAGAUUAUAGAUUAUAGAUGACCCUCGACUGUGAUUAAGGCUAUGCUGGUUGAUUUUAAACAUCCCACAAGUAGGGCCUAAAUUAGUUCAUUUAAUUCAUAUCAUUCAGCUGUCUUGUUUAACUCACCAAACUAAUUGUUUUGACCCCCUUAAUCAGCGCUUUGUCUGCUUCCAAAAUGACACCCUAUUCGAAAUGUCAGCGUUUCCCAACUCCAGUCCUCCCAACAGCACACAUUUUAUUGUAGCCCCCGGGACAAACUCACCUGAUUCAACUUGUCAACUAAUCAUCAUCAAGCCCUCAAUGAGUUGAAUCAGGUGAGUUUGUCCAGGGCUACAAUAAAAUGUGUGCUGUUGGGAAACACUGCCCUAUAUAGUGCACUACUUUAGACCAGAACCAUAGGAUACUAUUUCAUACGCACCCUUGUCUUUUCCCAAGUCGAUCCUUCUCCUUAAGGAAUGAAUGAACCUAUCAAUCACAAACCCUGGUGUUUUUGGAUUCACAGACUGCGCCUAUAAAUGACCAAAAUAAUGAUAUUGACCUCCCUCAAUCACAGCUUUGGCCAUUUACUACACGUUUACUCCACUACUACACGUUUACUCCACUACUCUACCUUUACUCCACUACUCUACAUUUACUCCACUACUCUACAUUUACUCUACAUUUACUCCACUACUCUACAUUUACUCUACAUUUACUCCUCUACUCCACAUUUACUCCACUACUCCACAUUUACUCCACUACUCCACAUUUACUCCACUACUCCACAUUUACUCCUCUACUCCACAUUUAUUCCACUACUCUACAUUUACUCUACAUUUACUCCACUACUCUACAUUUACUCCACUACUCUACAUUUACUCUACAUUUACUCCACUACUCUACAUUUACUCUACAUUUACUCCACUACUCUACAUUUACUCUACAUUUACUCCUCUACUCCACAUUUACUCCACUACUCCACAUUUACUCCACUACUCCACAUUUACUCCACUACUCCACAUUUAUUCCACUACUCUACAUUUACUCCAAUACUCUACAUUUACUCCACUACUCUACAUUUACUCCACUACUCCACAUUUACUCCACAUUUACUCCACUACUCCACAUUUACUCCAAUACUCCACAUGUACACCUCUACUCCACAUUUAAUCCACUAAAAAAUCAAGUAACUAAGUCUCUCUGGAUAAGACCGUCUGUUAAAUUACUAAAAUGUAAAUGCAAGUCAAGAAAUCCUUGUCUUUUCCCCAGCCCAUCCCUCUGCUGAAGGAAGGGAUGAACCACUCCAUCACCCUGUCUCAGGAGCAGGUGGCUUCUCUAUUGGCCAACGCCUUCUUCUGUACCUUCCCCCGACGCAACGCCAGGAAGGCAGAGUACGCCAACUACCCUGACAUCAACUUCUGC
Molecule: messenger RNA, 27546 nt
Organism: Coregonus sp. 'balchen'
Lineage: Eukaryota; Metazoa; Chordata; Actinopteri; Salmoniformes; Salmonidae
Source: the annotation of a GenBank genome assembly